UCAUUUCGGCCCUCUCCCGCGACUCUCGCUUCGCAUCGCAAGUUCGCACCAAAACAAACGCUCGCAAGCCAAGGUAGCGUUUCACCGCUUCCCGUCCGUUUGGUUAGAGCGAAAAAAUAGAAAAUCGAAGAUGCGAAAGUUCGAUCCGUGGCCCGUCUUCUUCAAGCGUGAGUGGAACCGAAAUUGGCCUUUCCUGGUCGGUUUCGCCAUCACCGGUACUCUCAUCACCAAGUUUUCUCUCGGUCUCACUGAGGAGGACGCCAAGAAUUCUCAGUUCGUGCAGAGGCAUAAGAAGUGAAGGAGCAAAUGUUUUGCACCCAAUCUAGAUCAGCUUCAGUCGGCCAGAAGUGGAAGGGCUUUUAAUAAAUGUUUUUAUCUUGGUUCUUUUCAACCUUGUGGUUCAAGAUGAUGUAGACGUAUGGUUAUUGGUAGAAGACUAUGAUACAUUUGUUCUAAAUGAGAACUUUCAAUUUGUUCAAUGUAUGCUGCUGCUUUUGACAGAUUGAAAUGCAGUCUUUAGGGCUGACUUAAAAACCUAUAUCAUGUGACCACGAUUCACGAAUGCUGCUAAAUGUCAGAGAUGUUUGAUAAUAAGUUUGCUUUACUACAAUGAUGAUGAUUCUAUUUCA
Messenger RNA from Prunus persica (peach), 629 nucleotides. RefSeq lists its product as uncharacterized. The transcript is spliced from 3 exons. Bases 131 to 298 code for a protein of 55 amino acids. The record is from RefSeq and is a predicted model, not a curated record. Lineage: Eukaryota; Viridiplantae; Streptophyta; Magnoliopsida; Rosales; Rosaceae.